This is a messenger RNA of Coniophora puteana RWD-64-598 SS2, 1089 nucleotides long. RefSeq names its product glycoside hydrolase family 28 protein. Gene Ontology annotation, molecular function: polygalacturonase activity. The transcript is spliced from 15 exons. The coding region runs from base 1 to 1089 and encodes 362 amino acids. The record is from RefSeq and is a predicted model, not a curated record. Gene Ontology annotation, cellular component: extracellular region. NCBI's taxonomy places the organism in Eukaryota, Fungi, Basidiomycota, Agaricomycetes, Boletales, Coniophoraceae. Gene Ontology annotation, biological process: pectin catabolic process.
AUGAUUACUUGGACCGCACUCGUAGCACUGGUUCCAUUCGUCGCUGCUGCCCCAGCAUCCAGCGAUUGUACCGGCACGAUCUCUUCGCUCGACGACGUCGCCGACGCAGUUCAGUGCACGACUGUCAACGUCAAUUCGUUCACAGUCCCGGCUGGCGAGACUCUCAGCUUGUCGCUACUCCAGGGCACUACAGUCAACAUACAGGGUAACAUCGCGUUUGGAAAUCAAACAUGGGAUGGCCCGCUCUUUGAAGUGAAAGGCGACGAUAUUACAUUUAACGGAAACAACUACAUAUUCGAUGGAGGAGGACCCUUCUACUGGGACGGUCUGGGCGGAAGUGGCGGUAAUACAAAGCCCGAUCCUAUGAUGAAAAUCGAGAUGUCGGGCACCGUGACAAACGUGAAGGUCAUUAAUUCCCCAGAACGAUGCUUCUCCGUCGAUCCCCCAGCGGCCUUGUUGAUGUCAGGCAUAACGGUUGACAACUCGCAAGGAAACCAGCCAAAUAGCCAGAGUGACGGCAAAGUCGCUGGUCACAACACCGACGGUUUCGAUGUUUCGGGAGACGAUAUCACCAUCACAAAGAGCACGGUAAUCAAUCAGGAUGAUUGCCUCGCCAUCAAUAGGGGAAACAACAUUGUGUUUUCAGAUAAUUACUGUGCGACUGGGCAUGGGAUAUCGAUUGGAUCAAUAAAUUCUAACACAGUCGUGUCUGGAAUGGAAUCGUCAUCUUUGGUAAUACCUGUGAGGGAACCGUUCCGCAUUAAGACCGAUGCUGCCGCGACGAACAGUUCUGUUUCCAAUGUGACAUAUUCGAAUAACAAGGCGACUGGUAUCUACGAUUAUGGCGUCCUCAUAACACAGAGCUACCCCUCGUCAUUUGGGACACCGGGCACCGGUGUCAUCAUUUCAGAUAUCAACUUCACGGGUGGCGCCACCACCGUCGAAACGGACAGCAAUGCCACUAUGGUUGCCAUCGAUUGCGGUGAAGGCUCAUGCACUGGUACCUGGGACUGGUCCGAAUUGACCGCCAGCGGCGGAAAAACCGGGGCCAUUGAUAACUGCACAGUCAUCAGUGGGUUUACUCAGUAA